UGCUUCAUCAUCUGUCAUUCCUUGAAGCAGAGGCAGUGAUAAACUCCCUGUCCAUGUUCAUGGGAGUCAAGAACGUUUUUGGUUCUCUGGGGAUUGAUGCCAUAUUAGCAGGACGAUGUAUUGAUUUGGGUGACUGCCGAUGUGUGAUGCGCGACAGAAAUGAGAAAUUGGAGCUUUCUGAAUGUGGAGUAAAUCGUGCUGCUGCCGAGAUUAUUGGAUUCAUGUCUUUGAGCCCGCUUGCCUUCCGCUACUGCUAUGGCUAUACGACGGAUGACAUUGAAUUUUACUGGCGUGGGGGUGAUAAUGCGGUCACAGGAGUGACAAAGAUCGAACUGCCACAGUUCUCCAUUGUAGACUACAAGCUUAUCACCAAGAAUGUUGUUUUCUCUACAGGUGCCUACCCAAGGCUGUCUCUCAGCUUUAAACUUAAGAGAAACAUUGGUUACUUCAUUCUGCAGACCUACAUGCCUUCUAUUCUGAUCACUAUCCUCUCCUGGGUUUCCUUCUGGAUUAACUAUGACGCUUCAGCUGCAAGAGUUGCUUUAGGUAUCACGACUGUGCUCACAAUGACAACAAUUAACACCCACCUUCGAGAGACUCUCCCCAAAAUUCCAUAUGUGAAAGCCAUUGACAUGUACCUUAUGGGGUGUUUUGUCUUCGUUUUCAUGGCUCUCCUGGAGUACGCGUUGGUCAACUACAUCUUCUUUGGCAGGGGACCUCAGCGCCAAAAGAAAGCGGCCGAAAAAGCCGCCAGCGCCAACAACGAGAAGUUGCGAAUGGAUGUCAAUAAGGACAGAAGAAUAAUUGGCACAUAUCAUUGUCCAGAAAUGUAUUCAACAAAGAUGGAUCCGCAUGAAAACAUUUUGUUGAGCACGCUUGAAAUUAAAAACGAGAUGGCUGCCUCCGAGGCUGUGAUGGGGCUUGGGGACCCUAGGAGCACGAUGCUGGCGUACGACACUUCGAGCAUCCAGUACCGGAAAGCCGGGUUACCCCGACACAGCUUUGGUCGCAACGCCCUGGAGCGACACGUGGCACAGAAGAAGAGUAGGCUACGGAGACGCGCCUCUCAGCUGAAAAUCACCAUUCCUGACUUGACUGACGUAAAUGCCAUAGAUCGAUGGUCGCGUAUAUUCUUCCCUGUCGUUUUUUCCUUCUUCAAUAUUGUCUAUUGGCUUUACUAUGUGAACUAAGAAACAAAGCCACGGAGGAAGCAAGGACUGGAUUUCUCUUCAAAUCGGUUGUACAGCCA
This is a messenger RNA of Apaloderma vittatum (bar-tailed trogon), 1249 nucleotides long. RefSeq names its product gamma-aminobutyric acid receptor subunit beta-2-like. NCBI's taxonomy places the organism in Eukaryota, Metazoa, Chordata, Aves, Trogoniformes, Trogonidae. Gene Ontology annotation, molecular function: GABA-A receptor activity; extracellular ligand-gated monoatomic ion channel activity; neurotransmitter receptor activity. The record is from RefSeq and is a predicted model, not a curated record. Gene Ontology annotation, biological process: regulation of membrane potential; monoatomic ion transmembrane transport; chemical synaptic transmission. The annotation marks the transcript as partial. The transcript is spliced from 7 exons. Gene Ontology annotation, cellular component: GABA-A receptor complex; neuron projection; synapse.